This is a messenger RNA of Helianthus annuus (common sunflower), 1156 nucleotides long. RefSeq names its product delta-1-pyrroline-5-carboxylate dehydrogenase 12A1, mitochondrial-like. The record is from RefSeq and is a predicted model, not a curated record. Gene Ontology annotation, cellular component: mitochondrion. The transcript is spliced from 9 exons. Bases 324 to 944 code for a protein of 206 amino acids. Gene Ontology annotation, molecular function: L-glutamate gamma-semialdehyde dehydrogenase (NAD+) activity; aldehyde dehydrogenase (NAD+) activity. NCBI's taxonomy places the organism in Eukaryota, Viridiplantae, Streptophyta, Magnoliopsida, Asterales, Asteraceae.
UUUAUCAUAUAUUCAGUAUCCAAACGAUUGGCAUUUAGCUGCUAAAUUCAGAUAUCGAAGUGGUAACGAAUUUAACUUUGGAGGUAUCUUCUAUAUGGAGACGUAUCUGCAAAAGCAGGCCAUAUGUUUUCCCAGCCUGAGGUUUCUGAUUUCUUUGCUAAGUUAAUACAAAGGGUCUCACCAAAGAGUUACCAGUAGGCUCUCGGUGUAGUUUAUGUUACCGGAAAGUUUUUAGAAAACUUUUCUGGUGAUCAGGUGCGUUUCUUGGCAAGGUCGUUCGGAGUACCUGGGAAUCAUCUUGGGCAACAAAGUCAUGGUUUCCGAUGGCCAUAUGGCCCUGUGGCGUUAAUUACACCUUUCAAUUUUCCUCUAGAGAUUCCGGUACUCCAGUUGAGGAUGUCGACUUUAUUAAUUCUGAUGGAAUGACGAUGAACAAGCUGCUGCAAGAGGCAAAUCCGAGAAUGACCCUUUUUACGGGUAGCUCGAAAAUAGUAGAUAAGUUGGCUUAUGACCUGAACGGACGAAUUAAAGUAGAAGAUGCAGGAUUCGACUGGAAAAUCCUCAGGCCUGAUGUUCACAAGGUGGAUUAUGUGUCAUGGGUGUGUGAUCAAGAUGCAUAUGCAUGUAUUGGCCAAAAAUGCCUAACACAAUCGUUGUUAUUCGUUCAUGAGAACUGGAAAAACAGCUCACUCAUGAGUCACCUAAACCACCUUGCGGGGAGAAGGACGCUUGAUAAUUUAACAAUUGGGUCAGUUCUUAGAGCCCACUGGGUUAGACCAUAUCCGGGUCUAAGCCCAAACAUUGAGUGCGGUUCAGACAAUCAGGUGGCAAUUGGACCGGGUCUGCAACAUGUAUGGUCUUCACUGGCCGGGUGUUGGGGAUAUCAACUUGGUGUGAGUGUGUUUGGGUGGGGGAUGUAUACCGCAAUAGGUGGGGGCUGUUGAGUGAGUUUGGUGAUAAAUAGGUACACCUUUUGGUCUGGGAUUGUAUAAGAAGACUUUUUGGUGAAAUCAGACUUCAAAGAGAAGAGAUUGCAAACAUCCCAAGUAGUUAACAACCUAAUUAUCUGAUGCAUUGAAUUGUUGUUGGGCGCUGUCUUCAACCCAGACACAUAUUUUGAACAUUCCUUUUUUAAUAAAUAGCUAAGUGUGCCAAA